UUGUUAAAAGAAAUUGUCAACAUUUUCGUCACAUAGAUAGGCAGCGUGCUAACUACAAGGAACGUAUGAAAAUAUAGAGAACCUGAGGAAGAUGCUUGGGCUCAGGACAUCGUUGACAGCACUAGGCCGGCUGGCAGCAGCCUUGCCGAGAGGGAGCACCGCAACCACAGGACACAUGCAGGGAAGAGAUCCAGUUUUAUCUGGCCUGUGCAGCCAUCUGCUGAAAUCCCCUCCCCCCUGCCCACUCUUGACCCCCACGAGGACAUACCUGAAGUACAGAACACCAAACCUGCACCAGUUACACCUCCGGGGCCCGCCCAAGCCCAAACCAAAGAAGCUGAAAGGGACGGAGGGUCGGCCGCAGCUCAAGGGCGUCGUACUCAAGGUCUUCAUCCGCAAGCCCAAGAAGCCCAACUCGGCCAACCGCAAGUGCUGUCGCGUCCGGCUGAGCACGGGCCGCGAGGCCAUCGCGUUCAUCCCCGGGGAGGGUCACAAUCUGCAGGAGCACAACGUGGUGCUUGUCGAGGGGAAGCGGCCGCAGGACCUGCCAGGGGUCAAGCUCAAGGUCAUCAGGGGGGCGCUGGACUGCGCGCACGUGAAGAAGAAGACGCAAUAGCAGUAUCAAAUAACACUAUAACUCUUCUGUACAGAUUUUUUGCUAAAGGAAGGAUAAAAAAUGUUCUUCCAAAUUUAUAUUAUCCUCCUCUCUCUUUCGAAAAGUAUGAUGGCCUAGCCACAUUAGCUUCUAUGGGUCAGGCUUUUGGGGAGCUAGAUAUGAUAUAUAGAGAGUGCCCUUUUCUCAUUUCAUCAGCAUCUUGGCAUUUUUAAGACAAGCACACUGUAAGUUGAUGAAAUGUUUUUCAAUCAGUGACUCUUACUACUAGCAGUCUCUGUGCAAACUGUAGCACAGUACAGUCGAAACUGGCCAAGAAGGCUCUUCAGGUUACCAAUAUGAUGUGGACAGGUGUUUACUAUGUAGACAGGAUUCUUGUUGCAUUUGACAAUGGGAAAAAAAAUCACCAGCAAGCGGUCACAAUGGCAAAGUGGUCUUAGGGGUCACUUGUACUACAGGUUUGACUGUGAAGGGUGAAUGGCAUAUCUUGUGUGUCCUUAGUUUAAAUUCAGUAAUAAGUUGUUGUGUUGCCAAUAUGGUACAUUUAAAACAUUCUUGAUAAAAGGACUCUCAUGUUGUGGUCAAAGUUAUAAUGUACCACUGCAAUGAGGAUACAGUAAUACAAUAAAGUUGUUAUGUGCAAGCCUAUUGUUUCAGUUCAAAUGAAUAUGGGCUUCAUACACAGUUCCUAAAAACAAGUAAUUCCCUUCAAUAAAAUGAAUGGGUAAAG
Molecule: messenger RNA, 1343 nt
Organism: Branchiostoma floridae (Florida lancelet)
Lineage: Eukaryota; Metazoa; Chordata; Leptocardii; Amphioxiformes; Branchiostomatidae
Product: 28S ribosomal protein S12, mitochondrial-like
Exons: 3
Coding region: 92-616 (174 amino acids)
Biological process (GO): translation
Cellular component (GO): small ribosomal subunit; ribosome
Molecular function (GO): structural constituent of ribosome
Source: RefSeq, a predicted model, not a curated record